Daktulosphaira vitifoliae (grape phylloxera) is the source of this 1990-nucleotide messenger RNA. Its product is annotated as putative GTP-binding protein 6. Bases 421 to 1830 code for a protein of 469 amino acids. Gene Ontology annotation, cellular component: cytoplasm. Gene Ontology annotation, molecular function: ribosome binding; GTP binding. The record is from RefSeq and is a predicted model, not a curated record. The transcript has a single exon. Lineage: Eukaryota; Metazoa; Arthropoda; Insecta; Hemiptera; Phylloxeridae.
UCAGUACUCAAAAAAUAUGCAAUCAAAUUAUUUUGUUUCUUAAAAUAUGUUCAUCGGUAUGUUAAUUUGUUACUGAUAUUAUUCAACUUAUGUAUUAUGAAGAUCUUAGAAAAUUUAAUUAACGAUGAGUAAAAAAAAUGGUAUUGCACAAGAUGAACUUUUUGAAAUAUUUCAGAACAAAAAAUAUUCAUAUUUGGAUUGUAUGGUACGAUCACUUGGAACUGGCUUAGGAGUAUUGACUUUAACUUUUUCAGUUGUACAUAUAGGACAACAAAUUAUCAGUAAACGAUUUACUAUUGUACGAAAAACUCAUAUUGGUGUGUCUACUCUAACAGCUAUCGCAUCAUCAUACUUGAUUACCAAAGACAAGAUACGAAGUUGCUAAGAUUAAUUUUAUUGCUUGUUCCAUGAGUAAUAAAUAUGAUCAGGCACUUUAAAUUAUUGAAUAAAAUAUUCAAUCCUAGGUUCAAAAGGAGUUAUUGUUUUAAAAAAGAUGAAGAUAUCCAUGUUCAAGAAUUUAUUAAUAGGGAGUUAAAAUUAGCUAAAACAGGGCAUCAAGUACUUGUAAUUCAGCCUUACAUCAAAUGGGGCACAAAAAAAGAUAGAUUAACUUCACCAGAGAUGAAGUUGGCAGAGAGCGAGUCAUUAAUUAAUACUUUAAGAGAUUGGAAAAUAGUUGAUUCUUUGAAAAUUGGCAUGACAUCUUAUAUCAAGCAUACAUUUUUUGGACCUGGAAAUAUUGAUAAUAUUGCUUUAAAAAUUAAACAAGAUCAAAGAAUCUCUGCAGUUUUUAUCAGCACAAAUAUAUUAAAACCAAUACAACAUAAACAUUUAGAGAAUUAUUUUAAAGUUCCAGUUUAUGAUAGAUAUUUAAUAGUAAUUCAAAUUUUCCGUGAACAUGCAGUUACUAGAGAAGCUAAGUUACAGGUAGCAUUAGCUGAAGUUCCUUAUAUAUGGUCUCGAAUACGAGGUAUACAAGAAAAUUAUACUGAAAGAUUAGGUUCAGAAGCUGGUCAAAUAGCUUUAAGUAGUAAAAUGUUAUUUGAUGAUAAAAAAGACUUAUUAAAAGAAUACGAAAAAAAACUUAAAAAGAUGAUUACUAAAUUAAAAAGUCAUCGAGAGCAUUUAAGGAACAGCAGAAAAAAUAAAAAUCUUCCAGUUAUUGCAGUAGUAGGAUAUACAAAUACUGGCAAAACAUCUUUAGUUAAAGCUCUCACUGAAGAUUUAGAAAUGUUACCUAAAGACUGUUUGUUUGCUACACUUGAUGUGACUGUACACGGAGGUAUAUUGCCAUCAAAUUUAAAAGUUCUUUACAUUGAUACUAUAGGUUUUAUAUCAGAUAUACCCACUAAACUGAUUGAACCAUUUGUAGCAACUUUGGAAGAUGCGAUGUUUGCAGACAUCAUAAUUCAUGUAACAGAUGUUUCACAUCCCAAUGUUGAUGUUCAAAAAAGUCAUGUUGAAACUACUCUAAAGAACUUAAAUGUAGAAUCCAGUUUGUUAAAUUCCAUCAUAAAUGUUGGUAACAAAAUUGAUCUUGUUGGAAAUUAUCAUAAAGAUGAAAAUUGUAAUUAUAUUUCCUGUGUUAAAGGUACUGGGAUACAAGAACUUAAAAUAAAAAUUGAAGAAGAAAUUAUUAAAGCCACCGGUAGGCAAAUAUUAAAAAUUAGAGUACGUACUGGUCAAAAAGAGUACGAAUGGUUAAGAUUACACACAGCUAUAAUGCAAGUAGAAACUGAUGGUGACUAUUCAAUUGUUAAAGUUAUAGCCACAAAAUCAGACUUGGAUGUAUUUAAGCAUCUUUUCAUAUAUAAAAAGUCAGGGAAAUAAAAACUCACUCGCGAGAUGUAUUUAAAUUGUAAUAAAUAAUGCACUUAUAAUAACACUUUUUUAUUAUUAUGAAAAUUUGUUCACAUAUAUCAAAAGAGAAUGUCAAUAACAAAAUAAAAGUUAAAAAAUCAGUCUUAAUAAUUGAUUAUCAGUCUUCUUA